Molecule: messenger RNA, 1076 nt
Organism: Empidonax traillii (willow flycatcher)
Lineage: Eukaryota; Metazoa; Chordata; Aves; Passeriformes; Tyrannidae
Product: protein Smaug homolog 2-like
Exons: 5
Coding region: 1-846 (281 amino acids)
Biological process (GO): nuclear-transcribed mRNA poly(A) tail shortening
Cellular component (GO): P-body
Molecular function (GO): translation repressor activity; mRNA binding
Source: RefSeq, a predicted model, not a curated record
AUGGAUGGUCGGGCCUCGCCCUACCGGGGGGCCAUGGGGGGCCACGGGGAGGGCACCGGGGAGGCUCCGGGGGGGUUCCGAGGGGGCUCGGGGCCUGGCGGGAGUGAGUGCGAGCAGACGGUGGCUCUGCUGGCGCUGCUCAAACGGGUCACGAGGACGCAGGCCCGGUUCCUGCAGCUCUGCCUCGAGCACUCCCUGCAGGACUGCCCCGACAUCCACCGGCGCGAGGCCGAGGCCAACAGUGCCGCUGCCAUCUCGCAGUGGCCGCAGGAGCCGGCUGAGGCCGCCGUGUCCCUGCUGCUGUCCCACCUGCCGCUGCUGCAGCCCGGCAAUGCGGCGGCCAAGGCCGAGUACAUGAAGCGGCUGCAGAAGGUGCUGGCGGAGGCCAUCGAGAGCAACCGCUGCGUGGAGGAGAGCCGGCAGCUGCUGUCCUACGCGCUCAUCCACCCCGCCACCACGGCCGAUGACCGCAGCGCGCUGGCCCUGUGGCUCGGACACCUGGAGGAGCGCCUGGCCCCCGGCGCCGCCCCCUCCCCGCGCCGCCCCCCUGCCCACGAGUGGCCCCCCGAGCAUCCCCCCGAGCCGGGCGGGGCCUGGGCAGAGCCCCCCGGGGGCGGCGCGGCCCCUCCCCGUGAGAACGGGCACCCGGCGUACCACGGGGCGGGGGGAGGGGGGGAUGAGGGGGUUCAGGAGGGUCUGGGAGUCUCACUCCCACCUUUUCCCCCCUCCCCAGAGUGCCCCCUCCCCGGCACCGACCUGGAGAUUAACCCCACCCUGGAGUCGCUGUGUCUGAGCAUGACCGAGCACGCCCUGGGAGAUGGCACGGACAAGACCUCCACCAUCUGAUGGUGCCUCCCCCAUCCUCCCCAAGGUGGAGGGGCACCCCCUUAACACCCCCCCUUCUCCUGCCACCCACCCCCCAGGGGGUCCCCAAAACAUCUGGAGCGGCGGGGGGGGGUUAAAACCCUUCCUCCCCCCUUGAACCUCCCCCACAGCAGGGGGGGUGGGCUCAGGGGGUUCCCCGGUGAGGGAGGGGCUCCCCCAGGCCAAUGACCUCACAAGGGGGGUCCAUGACA